AUGGUUCAUGUCGAACAGAAACUUCAAGUGCCUCGGGACUUUGAGGGGUUCGGCGAGGAGGGGUUUGACCCGAAAUGGCCCAAUGGUGCUCGUAUUGCAGUAUCAUUCGUCCUCAACUACGAGGAAGGAGGUGAGCGCAGCAUCUUGGAUGGUGAUGCUUUCUCGGAACCAUACCUGUGGGAAAAGGGCGCAUCAGGGGGCUACAAAGACGGCGCUAGGUACUUGAACGCCGAACAAGACUUUGAAUACGGAAGUCGUUCAGCAUCAUGGCGUCUCAUUCGGCUCUUUAAAGAGUUUGGGUGGAACUUCACCACUUAUGCAGUGGCGUACGCUCUUAAGCGCAACCCAACCUUUGCGAAGGCUCUUGUCCGGGACGGACACGAGAUUGCUUGCCAUGGACUGAGAUGGCUAGAUAUCUGGAACUACUCAUUGGAAGAAGACAAGGAGUACAUCAAGCAAAACAUAUUGAUGUUGAAAGAAGUUUCAGGCGAGAUGCCAGUUGGCGCCUACUUUGGCCGCGGAACGCCCAACACACCAUCCUUGUUCCCAGAGGUCUGGAAGAGCCUUGGGGGCGAAUUUCUGUGGUCUUCGGAAUGCUACAAUGACGAUGUCCCUUAUUGGCUCGACUUGCCUUGGGAGGAAGACCUGCCAGAGGACAAGAGGGAGGGGAUGCUUCUCAUCCCUUACAACUACGAUUGUAACGACGGAAAGUUUCAUAUGUCGCCAGGAUUCGGAAGCUCCGUGGCCGAAACAUACGAGCAGUACUUGAAGAACACUUUCGACUGCCUCUACCGAGAAGGAGGCAAAAUGAUGAAUAUUCCUUUACAUACGCGCAUCAUAGGUAAGCCAGGCAGAUCGGAGGCAUUGAGAAAGUUCAUGAAGUACGUUGCGGAAAAGGAAGGUGUAUGGGUUACGACGAGACGAGACAUUGCGAAGCACAUGAGAUCCCACUUCCCAUACAAACCUAACAGGGAGUGGAUGAAGGACGCAUGA
This is a messenger RNA of Colletotrichum navitas, 993 nucleotides long. RefSeq lists its product as uncharacterized. Lineage: Eukaryota; Fungi; Ascomycota; Sordariomycetes; Glomerellales; Glomerellaceae. Gene Ontology annotation, biological process: carbohydrate metabolic process. The transcript has 3 exons. The record is from RefSeq and is a predicted model, not a curated record. The coding region runs from base 1 to 993 and encodes 330 amino acids. Gene Ontology annotation, molecular function: hydrolase activity, acting on carbon-nitrogen (but not peptide) bonds.